Suillus bovinus is the source of this 423-nucleotide messenger RNA. RefSeq lists its product as uncharacterized. Lineage: Eukaryota; Fungi; Basidiomycota; Agaricomycetes; Boletales; Suillaceae. Bases 1 to 423 code for a protein of 140 amino acids. The record is from RefSeq and is a predicted model, not a curated record. The transcript has 2 exons.
AUGGGAACUGGUCAAAGGGUGAUACUAGAAAAGGAAGGCACGUUCAAGUGGCCACUGGAUGGCUUCUCCAACUCUGACUUUGAGCUUAGCUUUGAUUCUGAGCCUACCCCUGAGGAUGGAACCACUCUCGCACGUUACAAUCCAGAGCCUGCACCUGCCGAAAUUCUUUAUGUCCUAGAUUAUGACUCAGACAUGGAUAUGACAAUAGAGGAUGAAUCCCUUCUGGCUGGCUUCACAAAGGAAAUUGAAAUCUCACAGCUUGAAAAGGAACGCCUCGGGAUACCACUGGAUUUGAUUGACAACAGUGUUCAGGAUGACUCAAAUGCAACUGCUGUGGCUAGUACUAGUCAAAACUCGUUAAUGAAGCGCAGGCGUCAAACACUUCAAGGCACCACCGGUUCCAAGCACUCAAAGAAGGUUUAA